AUGCGGACAGAGAGCAAUCGCCGAACCAGUCCUCCAGCUGAAAUGCUGAAUGCCACGCAAAAUCAGACAAAGAUCUCUUUGACCUAUUUAUUGGCUUCCAUCGACGAUGCUAAUUCCCCCGCAACUGCCUGGUUGUUAUUAUAUGUCGCGAAGGAUACCAGGGGUCAAGUAUAUGCCGGUGCCUCUAAGGCUACUUAUGACCCGCAUUAUCAUACCAGUUUCGGGCCGCCCACGAUAGACGGGGCACAAGAGCGGGCCGUCAGUCCCAUCCACCGUUGGUUAACCCUAUUUCGGGAUGGAAAUGACGGUGACUCGGGCAGUCCUAAGGUGACAAGGUACCUACCUACGUAG
Messenger RNA from Rasamsonia emersonii CBS 393.64, 351 nucleotides. RefSeq lists its product as uncharacterized. NCBI's taxonomy places the organism in Eukaryota, Fungi, Ascomycota, Eurotiomycetes, Eurotiales, Trichocomaceae. The coding region runs from base 1 to 351 and encodes 116 amino acids. The transcript has 6 exons. The record is from RefSeq and is a predicted model, not a curated record.